CUAUCGCCUCUACCGCCCAUCAUUCAACGGGGACUGUGGGCAGUCUCAGCGACCGCUGCGCUCUCAUUGACUACAACUGCAGCGCUAUCUCUCUACCUGAUAUACCGAAUCGUAACGGUCAAGACGAGCGCAAACUCGCGCGUCAGUCGAUACAGCGUGCUACUUCUCAACCUUAUCUUCGCGGACUUCAUACAAGCCGUCGGCUUCGCUUUCAACAUCCACUGGCUACGAUACGAUGCAAUAAUUGACGGAAGUGCCGCUUGCUUGAGUCAAGGAUGGUUCUACACAGCCGGCGAUGUCGGUGUUGCUAUGUUCACCAUCUUCAUGGCCGCGCAUCUCUUCGCGGACAUCGUCUUUGACUGGCGUCCCAACCUGAUCAUGUUCCGCAGCGCGACUGCGUUGACAUGGAUCUGGGUCAUGGCAUGCGCUUCCAUGGGGUUUGCCAUGCACCCUGACUUCUACGCGCGCGCUGGCAUGUGGUGCUUCAUCAGCCAUCGCUAUAUGGAUGACCGUCUCUGGUUUCAUUACCUCUGGAUUAUUCUUGCGGAGCUCAUAGUUGUUCUAUUGUACACACUGCUCUUCAUCGCGAUGCUACGCCGCGUCCGACGUAUCUUCACGGAAUCCGAUUACGACGAUCAACUGCAGCAACGAGCGAAUUUUGCGAUACGGACGAUUCUCAUAUACCCUAUCGUCUACGUCAUGUGUACACUGCCGUCCGUUGUUGCUCGUCUGAAGCUGAUGGCCGGGCAACAUGUCGGAUAUACAGAGUUUGCAACUAUGGGAGUUGCCAUGUGCUCGAACGGCUGGGUUGACGCAGUGCUUUAUACCCUGACCAGGCGGAGUCUGAUCUUGAAUGGCCCUCCU
Molecule: messenger RNA, 864 nt
Organism: Zymoseptoria tritici IPO323
Lineage: Eukaryota; Fungi; Ascomycota; Dothideomycetes; Mycosphaerellales; Mycosphaerellaceae
Exons: 4
Biological process (GO): adenylate cyclase-activating G protein-coupled receptor signaling pathway
Cellular component (GO): plasma membrane
Molecular function (GO): G protein-coupled receptor activity
Source: RefSeq, a predicted model, not a curated record